AUGGCUACCAGCGACAUUCACAAGGUGGCACCUUCCACCUCUUCGUCUGUCUCUUGGAAGGGUCCUUUCCAACUUCCGACUUUGAACACACUUGGCUCUCGUAUUCCUCCCGACAUCGUCCCGACCGAUGUCGCACAGCACUGGUUCACUAAAUUCAAAGAUGCCAUGCAGUCCCAACCUCGAGCCGUUUCUCGUCUUUUCCUCCACGACGCUUUCUGGAGAGAUCUGCUCGCGCUGUCUUGGGAUUUCCGUACCAUACAGAACUCGUCUAACAUCGACCACUUCCUCGGCAACCAUCUGUCUCGCGCUUCUUGGCAAUCGCUGGCUCUUUGCGACGAUGAUCUUCGUACUCCAGCUCUGCGCCAGCCGUUCCCCGAUCUGGCGUUUGUCCAGCUCUUCUUCCAAUUCGAGACUGCAGUAGGGACGGGGAUUGGGACGUGUCGCUUGGUCCCUACCGCUGAUGGCGACUGGAAGGCCUACACGAUGUUCACUAGUCUGACUUCUCUGAAGGGAUUCCCAGAAAAGGUUGGCUCUCUGCGUGAUACCGCAAUGUAUCAAGGGACUUGGGAAGAGAUGCGUCGCGCGGAGACCGAUUUCGCCGAUGGUCAUCCUAGCGUCGUCAUCAUUGGGGGUGGUCACACUGGAUUGGAGGUCGCAGCACGCCUGAAGAGCAUCGGCGUUUCAGCGCUGGUGAUAGAGCAGAAUGCCCGUGUAGGCGACAACUGGCGCCAUAGGUACAAGAGUCUGUGUCUGCACGAUCCAGUGUGGUACGAUCAGAUGCCGUAUAUGCCUUUCCCUUCAACUUGGCCAGUCUAUGCUCCUGCCGCCAAGUUGGGCAAUUGGCUCGAGAAUUACGCUGAAUCGCUCGAGCUCAAUGUGUGGACGUCUUCUCGCGUGAACAGUGCUGAGUGGGAUGCCGAGCGCAAGUCUUGGACCAUCACGGUGCAGCGACACGGUUCCGCACGACACCUUAAAGUCAACCAUCUUAUAUUUGCUAGCGGUCUGGGCGGCGGAACACCCAAUAUACCUGUCGUUCCCAGCGAGGAGCGGUUUGGCGGUGAAGUAGUACACUCGUCCAAGUUCACCUCCGCAGAGAACUACAAAGGUCGUAAGGUCGUCAUCAUCGGAGCGUGCAAUUCAGCAAACGAUAUUGCACGCGAUUGCGUGCAACACGAGGUUGAUGUCACGAUGUUCCAGCGGUCCUCCACAUUCGUCAUCUCUGCCAAGGCUGUCAGUGCUAUGCUGAGUGGCCUGUAUUCCGAAAACAAUCCGACUGACUAUGCCGACCAUCUGAACGCGUCAUUCCCUCUGGCUGUGAGCCGCCAACUUCAUCAGCGUGUAUUUCCGUACCUUGCUGCGACCGUUGACAAGGACAUAUUGGAAGGGUUAAAACGUGUGGGGUUUGCCACGAACUUGGGUCCUGAUAAUGCGGGAAUGCUUGUCCUGUUGUAUAGCCGCGGCGGCGGAUAUUAUGUCGAGACUGGAGCCGCUCAGGACAUUAUUGAUGGCAAGAUCAAACUUAAGAGUGGCGGCUCCCUUGAGAGCUUUACAGAGACUGGCUUACGUUUCAGCGAUGGGUCCCAGCUGGCUGCAGACGUUGUGAUCUUUGCCACAGGAUUCGGUGACCCGCGUGACACGGUGAAAGACGUGUGCGGACCGGAAGUGCGCGAUUCCCUGAAGCCCGUGUGGGGGCUCGACGAUGAAGGCGAGUUGCGCUCGGUGUGGCGCGAGUCGGGCCACGACGGACUAUGGUUCGCGUUCGGAAAUUUGUCCCUGUCGCGGUACUACAGCACUUUUCUUGCGAUGCAAAUCAAAGCUCGGGAGGAGGGUCUGAUACCAGCUUGA
This is a messenger RNA of Sparassis crispa, 1845 nucleotides long. Its product is annotated as FAD/NAD-binding domain-containing protein. The coding region runs from base 1 to 1845 and encodes 614 amino acids. Lineage: Eukaryota; Fungi; Basidiomycota; Agaricomycetes; Polyporales; Sparassidaceae. Gene Ontology annotation, molecular function: monooxygenase activity; flavin adenine dinucleotide binding. The record is from RefSeq and is a predicted model, not a curated record. The transcript is spliced from 15 exons.